Batrachochytrium dendrobatidis JAM81 is the source of this 2702-nucleotide messenger RNA. RefSeq lists its product as uncharacterized. The record is from RefSeq and is a predicted model, not a curated record. The coding region runs from base 1 to 2583 and encodes 860 amino acids. Gene Ontology annotation, molecular function: protein binding. Lineage: Eukaryota; Fungi; Chytridiomycota; Chytridiomycetes; Rhizophydiales. The transcript has 8 exons.
AUGGCUCAACCAUCGCAUAUAGAUACUGGGUGGUCUUCACGUAAUGAUAUUACUCGUUCGGACCUUGGCUCCAGCGCCGAACUCGAGCAAGCUUUGAAGCAACUCACCUCGGUGACAACCCAUUUCUCAACACAAGCUACCGAAUGCGAACGACUUUACAAAAGCCAGACAGAGGUUCGUCGACUUGUAAGCAACAAACAGGCAUUCCCCGAUGCCACUACACUUGCUCAAACUGAAUGCGCUCGCGGUAUCACAGAAUUGGCAUCGGGACUUUUAAAUGUAGCAAACAUGUUGGAGCGUAUUUGGACAGUACAGACCAACGAAAUACAAAAAAACAAUUUGAAAUUAGGCUCAGCCGUUGAACGCGUCGAGAUACGAUUUGACAAGACAGUAUUGGAAGCACAAAGCUUGCUCAUCGCACCCAAAGGGUCUGCCAAAUCCAAGCGCACAAGAAAAAUCAUUCAAAAAACUGCACUGCCACGACCAGCAAAGGAACCCAACUUCAAUAUUAAUUUGCAUGCUACAGCUGGAAUUGGUAUCCAGCCUGAUAUUACAGUUCAGCCCCAAUUUACCUCGGCACCAGAAGCAACUAGAUACAGGCCAUUUGAAAAUCUGUCUCGUCGUGCACAAGCAGUAAAUGCUGUUGACCAUCAUGUUACCACUCGACCUGCUGAAAACCCAGCUACUUUGUUUGUCAAGCUAUCUGCAAACCGAGCAUCUUCUGGAGAUAUUGCCAGACACGGCGUGUCGAGCAUUCCACCACCUCCUCCACUAUCUGCCAAGGGAGAAAAACAUGCUGGAAGUGGAUCGUUGUCACAAAUACACUCCACUCCAUUAGCCAGCUAUGGCUCUUUAAACAAGGUAUCUCAAUCAGUUGAACAAGUUUGUCCUGUGUCUAGUGGUCCACCACCACCUCCUCCUCCACCUCCUCCAUUAUUUAUUCCAAAUAAUUAUACAGCUGCAAGCCCAGUUGCACCACCACCACCACCUCCUCCUCCUCCUCUUUUAGAUGAAUCAGGCACACUUUUACCAAAAAAAGCAUUGGUAGAAACUCCAAAAGCAAAACCAAAAGAGCUUAGUUUACAAGAUCAGCUCAAAGAGCGACUUCAAAAACGAGCCGAAGGUUCUGGCCAAGAAAAGCCUAAUGAUGAUUCUGUCAAGACUCGUAACUCGCCAUCAGUAAAAUCCCCUCAAAAGAACGAUGGUGGCAGUGGAUUGAGUUUUCAGGAACAAUUGCAGAAUAGGAUUAAAAAACGAGCACAGGAAGCAGAGGUUCAAGUUGAGUCUACACCACUACCUGCUGCUGCCGUGUCUGCUGCUUCAACAAAUUCGACUUCACCUUGGUCAAUCGUGUCUUCAGUGGUAAUGACUACACCAGUUUUGGAUUCGGCAGAAUCACCAGUAAACAUUGGUAAUCAAGCAAAUUUGUCCCCUGUGCGAAAUACCAUCAGUGGUGUUCCACCGCCUCCACCGCCUCCACCACCACCAUCUAUCGCACCGGUAACUCAAGAUGUAGUAAACAUUUCCUCUGGUGGUCCUCCUCCACCACCACCUAUGCCAACUUCAUCUGGAUUGGCUAAAAUGUCUGGCGGUCCUCCUCCCCCGCCUCCUCCUCCACCAGAUAGCGUAAUAAACCAUACUCCACCACCAACAUCAUCAGAUGCCAAAAUCCUCAAACCAACACGAUCAGAACCGGUAUCAACUCCGUCUACCAUGAACUUCCAAGAUCAAUUAAAAAUGCGUUUAAAAAAGCGUACAGAAUCUGCAGAUUCAUCGGGAGAGAAUGCAAGUAAAGUGACUGAUCAGCACAUACAACAGCAACGUCCAGUUGCAGCCAAACCAUCCGCGCUUGAAGGGAUCAGCUUUGAAGACCAACUAAAGCAACGACUAAAAAAACGUAGUGAAGGUCUCGGUACACCGACCGAACCAGGCGUACAGAUUUCCAAUCAAAGUAAUCAAGAAAGUCAAACACCUUUUGGAUUAGAUGAAACUGGCAGUCCGCUAAAACCAUCGGCUUUGAGGAACAAACAGGCGCAACAGAAUAGCCCGUUAACAAAUACAGCAGGAUCUAAAUGGAACACAGCAAAGAAAGAUGCCAUACCAGCUUCACCAGGUUCGUCAUGGCGACAAGCAUUAAAAUCUACACAGAGUUCUGUCGAGGUGCCCAAAUAUAUUGCAGAAACUACUGCAGAGCCUCCAUCUGCCCAAGUAAUUCAGCCUGUUCUUGAUAUAGUACAGGAGAAGCAUUCCCCCGUACAAGAGAUUAAAGAAACAAUUAUUAAUCAGCAAGUUCAAAAUUCAUCACCAACAGAAGUCAUCCCAACAAGCGUGACUAAAGACGAUGACCAACAGGAAAAUGCAGUCGAGGAGCAAGUGCUGGUUGUCACGGAUGACAUGCUUGUGGUAGCGUUGGCUGAUUAUCCUGCUACUGAUACAGAGCAAAUGGAGCUAGUUCAAGGCGAAAUGCUUGUGAUGUUAGUACCUGAUUAUGGAAAUGGAUGGUCUUAUGGAUGCAGUCUGGAUGGAUCCAAGCGGGGUAUGUUUCCACAGACAUUUGUUGAAAAGACGCCAAGUGCUGAAUAAGGUGGCACAAUCCAGAACUUGUCUGCAGGUAUCAAGUACCGAUAAUGCCGUAUAUAAAUUAUGAGCAUAAAUAACAGUCUAGAUAUUCUACCAAUAAAACUGUUUUGACGCUUAAUCAA